AUGGCUAGCACGAAAACCACGGAGAAUACCACUUCUAUGCACGACCUAAUGACUGACCCUGAAGACGCCAGACAGUCAAUUCCCGGUGACAAGCCAGACGAUGCCAGUCAUACCACAAAAUUGGUAGACGAUAGCCCCCCGGAUGGUGGCGUUGCUGCUUGGUUGGUUGUCCUGGGAGCGUGGUGUUGCUCCUUCUCCAGCCCGGGCUGGAUCAACAGCGUAGGCAGCUUCCAGCAGUAUUACGAGGCGGGGCCUCUGAAAUCCUACUCCAGUAGCACGAUUGCCUGGAUUCCGUCGCUCCAGCUGUUCUUCCUGUUCGCCUUGGGGCCUGUCGUCGGCAUAAUAUUCGACAACUACGGACCGAGGCCGCUCAUCAUUGGCGGGACGCUCCUUCAUGUCUUUGGGCUGAUGAUGGCGUCGUUGGCGAAGACAUACUAUCAGUUCAUCCUGUCACAGGGGGUGUGCAGUGCCAUCGGUGUUGCAUCCCCUUUCCUUGAUGAGUCUUCCAUGCUGACUGCCAAGGAAGCGCUUGCCUGCCUCUCAACCUGGUUUUCCAAGAAGCGCGGAGCAGCGAUGGGCAUCAUGGUGACAGGCUCAUCAGUCGGCGGCGUCAUCUUCCCCAUCAUGAUCAGUCGCAUGAUCCAGAGCACCGGGUAUCCCUGGGCCAUGAGGACGGCGGCCUUUCUCAUCCUCGGUCUGCAGAUAGUUGCAAUCCUCACUGUCCGCCCGAGAACCAAGCCUGUGCCCAAGAAGAUGCCCGCCGGCCGUUUCGCUGCACCCUUCGCGGAGCUCCCGUUUGUCCUGCUGCUGCUGGGCAUGUUCGUUCUGACCUUUGGCAUAUUCAUCCCCAUCGACUAUCUGGCUGUGCAGGGGUUUCAGGAGGCGCACAUGUCGGAGGAGAUGGCUCAAUACUUKGUGUCCAUCUUCAAUGCCGCAAGGUUGACUCUCCACCCCCGGUAG
Messenger RNA from Aspergillus pseudoviridinutans, 960 nucleotides. RefSeq lists its product as uncharacterized. The record is from RefSeq and is a predicted model, not a curated record. The coding region runs from base 1 to 960 and encodes 319 amino acids. NCBI's taxonomy places the organism in Eukaryota, Fungi, Ascomycota, Eurotiomycetes, Eurotiales, Aspergillaceae. Gene Ontology annotation, cellular component: fungal-type vacuole membrane. Gene Ontology annotation, molecular function: transmembrane transporter activity. Gene Ontology annotation, biological process: transmembrane transport. The transcript is spliced from 3 exons.